Plasmopara halstedii is the source of this 696-nucleotide messenger RNA. RefSeq lists its product as uncharacterized. NCBI's taxonomy places the organism in Eukaryota, Oomycota, Peronosporomycetes, Peronosporales, Peronosporaceae. The transcript has a single exon. The coding region runs from base 1 to 696 and encodes 231 amino acids. The record is from RefSeq and is a predicted model, not a curated record.
AUGGAAUCGUCUGAUGCAUCACCUAUUGGGUUUGGAUUGCAAAUGAACAAUGCAACGAAUGCAACCUCGACUAAUAGUGCAUAUUUUGGAACUACUACUACCAACGAUUUGGUUAUGAUGACUGCAAACACACGGAGACUUAUAAUAUCUUCCGCUGGUAGAGUUGGUAUCGGGACUGGGUCUCCCUCAGCAACUUUGCACGUAUCACGAUCAAACUCAUACACAGUUGGCGUUGGCGGAACAUCAAAUUGUUAUCAAUACAACGUACAAGGAAAUAUUUGGAGCAAUCUUGGAUUAGGCCCGGUUAGUGUCACGGUCUCUGCCAUAUUUUCGUCUUCAAUUUUCUGUGUGCAAUCCAUAUACACAAGUUCUGAUAGACGACUCAAGGAGAAUAUAACACCUAUUUCAAUAAGCUUGGAACAUUACGAUAAGUUGGAACCCGUCAGCUACAACUGGAAAGGAGAGAGCAAAGCAAAACUCGGACUGAUUGCACAGGAUGCAAUGAAAGUGUGUGGAGAAAUGGUCAGUAUUAUGCCAAACGAAAAUAUGACGGCAGAAGGCGAUAAUGAUCUGGAAGGAUAUCAAUAUACUCUCGAUUACUCUCAACUUGGCGCAUUAAAUGCUGCUGCCAUCAAACUUCUAAUUCAAAAAGUUGAUGAGUUAGAAAAAAAAUUACUUGAACAACGUUCAGUUUAG